Salvia splendens (bonfire salvia) is the source of this 3718-nucleotide messenger RNA. RefSeq names its product non-lysosomal glucosylceramidase-like. Gene Ontology annotation, biological process: carbohydrate metabolic process; glucosylceramide catabolic process. Gene Ontology annotation, molecular function: glucosylceramidase activity; beta-glucosidase activity. Lineage: Eukaryota; Viridiplantae; Streptophyta; Magnoliopsida; Lamiales; Lamiaceae. The transcript is spliced from 18 exons. The coding region runs from base 617 to 3559 and encodes 980 amino acids. Gene Ontology annotation, cellular component: membrane. The record is from RefSeq and is a predicted model, not a curated record.
CUAAAAUCAUGCUAUUUCUACCUUCCUUCCAUUUUCCCCCUUUGUCUCUCCCUCUCCCUCUCCCUCUCCCUACAACUACAGAAGCCUCUCACCAGAUUAUAUUGGUAAGUUAUUUAGUAGGAGAGAGGGAGAGUUGCAGGCAGGAGGUGUUACUGUUCGUAUUGAUCACCACCUGGCAAUUCACAAGAGCUUCAUACAUCCAGGUGGUGGAUUCUCCUCUAUUUCAAGAAACCACUCUUAUUAGAUUUUCCCUUAUUUUAAUUUUCAUCAAAAAAAUCUAUAUCCAAAUCCAAAUCCCCAGAUUUUCGAUCCCCACCCACCACCCUGCUCCUCCAACCGGAAUUUCUCUGCACUCUACCGAUCAAGCCUGAAACUUUUAACAAAAGAAAAAAAAAACCUGAAGAGUUCUGUUUCCUGCUGCACAUUUAUUGGGAGUUGGAGGUGGGUUAUCUUAAAGAUUGGAUUUUGGGAGGAUUCCACGCUAAGAUUCUUCAUCUUCUCCCCAAAUUUUUUCAACUGGGGUUCAUUUUCUAUUUUACUGACCAUUUCGAAGGAUUGGGAUCAUUUGAAAAGAGAAAAAAGAAAAAAAAAUCUAAUCUUGAAUUGGGGAAGUGAGAUGGUGGGUGGAAAUCUGUUUCAUUACAGAAAGAAUUCAUGGCCACCGGAAGAAUACAUUAAUCGAUCAACUUUGCAGUUGUUUGAUGUUGAUGGUUCUGCCCCUCCCGAGCACGCAUUGAGGAGAAAAUUGAAUAGCCAUGCCAGCAUUCUUAAAGAAUUCAGCAUCACAUUUAGAGAAGCCAUACAAAUGAUUCGACUUGGAAUACGACUAUGGCAUUACGUACGGGAAGAAGCAUCCCAUGGAAGAAAAGCACCCAUAGACCCUUUUACUCGAGAACAUUGCAAACCCUCAGCAUCACAAGGUGUUCCUCUAGGUGGGAUGGGGAGUGGUAGCAUAUCUAGAGGCUUCAGGGGGGAAUUCAGGCAUUUUCAAAUACUUCCUGGUACAUGCGAGACUGCACCGGUGAUGGCCAAUCAAUUCUCUAUCUUCAUAUCUCGUGAUGGAGGAAACAAGAAGUAUUCAUCGGUUUUAUCUCCUGGCCGACAUGAGGGCUUAGGAAAGCCAAGUGAUCAAGGUAUAUCAUCAUGGGGUUGGAACUUAAAUGGUCAGCAUUCUACAUAUCAUGCUCUAUUCCCCAGGGCGUGGACAGUUUAUGACGGUGAACCAGACCCUGAGCUGAAAAUAUCCUGUAGGCAGAUAUCACCAUUUAUACCUCAUAAUUAUCGAGAGAGCAGCCUUCCCACAUCUGUAUUUGUGUACACUUUGGUGAAUACCGGGAAGGAGAGGGCAAAAGUUAGCCUAUGUUUUACGUGGGCGAAUUCUAUUGGAGGCACCUCACAUCUAACAGGGGAACACGUCAACGAGCCAUUUAUAGGUGAAGAUGGAGUAUCAGGCGUGCUGCUACAUCACAAGACGGCAAAAGAUAACCCUCCCGUGACUUAUGCAAUUGCUGCCUGUGAAACUCAAAAUGUGAGUGUCUCAGUCUUGCCUUGUUUUAGCCUGAAUGAAGGAAGUUGCAUGACAGCAAAAGAUAUGUGGGACAAAAUGGCACAGGAUGGCCACUUUGACCGAGAGAACUCGAACAAGGGACCUAGCAUGCCGUCGUCACCUGGGGAGACCCAUUGCGCUGCAGUUUCUGCUUCUACAUGGGUUGAGCCUCAUGGAAAGUGCACAAUCGCAUUUGCUGUUUCUUGGUCAUCUCCUAAAGUUAAAUUCUGCAAAGGGAAGUCCUACCAUAGGAGGUAUACUAAAUACUAUGGCACUUCUAAAAAUGCAGCCAAGGAUCUGGUCCACGACUCUCUAACAAAGUAUAUGUUGUGGGAAGAAGAAAUCGAAAAAUGGCAGAACCCUAUUCUUAAAGAUGAUAAACUGCCGGAAUGGUAUAAAUUUACUCUGUUCAAUGAGCUCUAUUUUCUAGUUGCCGGUGGAACAGUUUGGAUUGACUCAGGCUCACCGAUGGAGGAUUCAGUUGGUAUCAAGUCCGUGAUUACGAACAGCAAAAAAUCGAAAAAGAAACAUGUACGUAUAGUUCACAAAUCAGCUGGACUUGUAAAUGAGUCCGCUGUUGAGGAUUCUGAGGCCUCUGUAGAUAUUGAUCCAAGCGGAGGUGGAGAUACGGCUCUAAGAGAAUCUUCAGACAAAGAAGAGUCGGGCUCUUGUGGGAGUGGUGGUGGAGGGAACUCCCUUGGGACUUCCCCUAUCAAGUCGACACAGCCCGUGAACGAUGAUGAUAAUGAUGUAGGGAAGUUUUUGUAUUUGGAGGGCGUCGAGUAUAUCAUGUGGUGCACGUACGACGUCCACUUCUACGCGUCAUUUGCGCUUCUUGAGCUGUUUCCAAAGAUCGAGCUCAGCAUACAACGGGAAUUCGCAAACGCCGUGCUGUUUGAGGACAGACGGAAAGUUAAGUUUUUAGCGGAGGGGAAUCACGGAAUCCGUAAGGUGAAAGGAGCCGUUCCUCACGAUCUUGGAACUCACGACCCGUGGCACGAGAUGAACGCAUACAACAUACAUGACACGAGUAGGUGGAAAGAUCUUAACCCGAAGUUUGUUCUUCAGGUGUACCGAGACUUUGCUGCAACGGGGGAUCUUUCUUUUGGAGCAGAGGUCUGGCCUGCUGUCUGCGCGGCAAUAGACUACAUGGACCAAUUUGAUAGGGACAAUGACGGUAUGAUCGAAAACGAUGGGUUCCCGGAUCAAACAUACGAUGCCUGGACCGUUCACGGCAUCAGUGCUUACUGUGGUUCCUUAUGGCUCGCCGCGCUUCAAGCUGCCGCGACGAUGGCCGUCCAGCUAGGCGACCACGCCUUCGCCGAAAAGUGCAAGAACAAAUUCAUAAAGGGGAAAGCCGUAUUCGAGGAGAAGUUAUGGAACGGGUCGUAUUUCAACUACGAUAGCGGGUCUAGCAGUAACAGUAAAUCCAUCCAAGCCGAUCAGCUCGCGGGACAAUGGUACACGGCUGCAUCGGGCUUGCCUGAUCUUUUCAACGACCGGAAGAUCCGAAGCGCGCUCCAGAAGAUCCAUGAUUUCAACGUCAUGAAAGUCCAAGGAGGAAGGAUCGGGGCCGUUAACGGGAUGCAUCCGAGCGGUAAGGUAGAUGAAUCAUGCAUGCAAUCCCGGGAAGUGUGGACGGGAGUAACAUAUGCCGCGGCUGCUACCAUGAUCCACGCCGGAAUGACGGAGCAGGCUUUCACCACCGCCGAAGGCAUAUUCCUAGCCAGCUGGUCGGACGAGGGAUACGGGUAUGCUUUCCAGACUCCAGAAGGCUGGACGACUGACGGCCACUUCCGUUCCCUCAUAUACAUGAGGCCGCUCGCCAUAUGGGCGAUGCAAUGGGCUUUGUCCUCGUCGAAGACGAUCAGGGAAGCCCCUGUGGUCGUGGCGAUGGAUAGAUCGCACGUACCCUCCGAUACUGCAAAUCCCUCAUGCAACGAGUGUGGCACGAAGAAGAUAGCGAAGAAGCCGUGGUGCUUUGGCAAUGCUGUAUUUCACUGUUCGUGCUGACUGGCCGACAUGAAACAUGUACGUAGUCUCUAAACUCAUCUAUGAAGAGGGAGAGGGAUUUGGGAGGAAGUGCAAAGAUGGGAACCUAAUUUUACUGCAUUUGUAUGACAAUUGUAAUUCAUUCAUUUUUAACAAUGCAAAGUCGAAUUCUAGUUCAAA